Molecule: messenger RNA, 1054 nt
Organism: Ipomoea nil (Japanese morning glory)
Lineage: Eukaryota; Viridiplantae; Streptophyta; Magnoliopsida; Solanales; Convolvulaceae
Product: peroxiredoxin Q, chloroplastic-like
Exons: 4
Coding region: 25-840 (271 amino acids)
Biological process (GO): cell redox homeostasis; cellular response to oxidative stress
Cellular component (GO): chloroplast thylakoid membrane; cytoplasm
Molecular function (GO): thioredoxin peroxidase activity
Source: RefSeq, a predicted model, not a curated record
UAUGGGGACAACAAACCUCCACACAUGCAAGUAAAGUUGCCUCUUAUGCAAAACUGUUAUCCCAGUGUAGAUUUCUUCCCUCAUCAACAUCACAAAACCAAAAUUGUGAAUUGGAUUAGAAUCUGGGACAGACAGAUCUGUCAGAAUUCACAUUUCACUGCUUUUUUCAUCUCUUCAUUUCCAGAAAUGGCUUCCCUCUCUCUUUCUGCUAAGCUCACUACUCUUCCUUAUCUCCUCCACACCCAGUCCCCCAAAACCCCUCUGUCUCACAACCUUAGCAUUAUCUCCAAAUCCUCAGAAUCGCAGUUCUAUGGCCUCAAACUCCACCGCUCAUCCUCCCCUUCACUGCCUUCUUCUUCUUCUUCAACGCCAAGAAGUUUCAUUUUUGCAAAGGUGAACAAAGGCUCUGCGCCGCCGGCGUUUACAUUGAAAGAUCAAGAUGGGAGAAAUGUGAGCCUGUCCAAGUUCAAAGGCAAGCCUGUGGUGGUCUAUUUCUACCCUGCUGAUGAAACUCCUGGCUGCACCAAACAGGCCUGUGCCUUCAGGGACUCUUACGAGAAAUUCAAGAAAGCAGGAGCUGAAGUUGUCGGGAUUAGCGGGGAUGAUACAUCAUCCCACAAGGCCUUUGCCAAGAAAUAUAGACUUCCAUUUACACUGCUAAGUGAUGAAGGGGACAAGGUGAGGAAAGAGUGGGGAGUCCCCUCAGAUCUUUUUGGUGCAUUGCCUGGAAGACAGACCUAUGUUCUUGACAAGAAUGGAGUCGUCCAACUCAUCUAUAACAAUCAGUUCCAGCCCGAAAAGCAUAUUGAUGAGACUUUGAAGCUCCUUCAAAGUCUUUAAUCAUACCUCCAAAUUCUUUCUUAUGUUCUUUCUGUAUGAGAUAGAAUAUCUUAUCUCUCCCUAAUUAUGUAUGUAUCUGCCAACACUAAUCAAGUGUUCUUGAGUUCUCGAGAUUAGUCUAAUACUGCCUUACCGGAAAUACUAUUCCAUAAUGAAUCUAUACUGCAAACUAAACAUGCUAUUAGUCUCUCAUAUGAUCUGUUUUGGUUCUUAA